Molecule: messenger RNA, 4671 nt
Organism: Centruroides sculpturatus (bark scorpion)
Lineage: Eukaryota; Metazoa; Arthropoda; Arachnida; Scorpiones; Buthidae
Gene: SIDL
Product: trafficking protein particle complex subunit 10-like
Exons: 22
Coding region: 216-3734 (1172 amino acids)
Biological process (GO): intra-Golgi vesicle-mediated transport; early endosome to Golgi transport
Cellular component (GO): TRAPPII protein complex
Source: RefSeq, a predicted model, not a curated record
GUCACUAGAGGGCAGUCAAGAAGCCAGAAAGAUGGAGGAGGAUAUUCGUCCAUGAUUCAAACAAGUCUUCUUUAUCCUUUUUUAAACAUGGAUGUUAAUAACACGUAUAUUUAUGGUUAAAGUAUUGCACAGAGAGGAUAAAUUAUAAUUAUAAAAAAUUUAGUUUUAACACUUACUAUUUUCUCAAAUAUCGCGCUUUGAGUCAUUAUAGUAUAAUGGAUAGCAAACCUUUAAUAACGUAUGCUGGUGAUCAAAAAUUAUUUUCUACAUUAGAAGCAGCUAUUUCAGAAGGUCUUCCUGAAGAAUCUGCUCAAUGGAAAAGGCCUUAUGGAAGAGGUCCAAAACUGGUAUAUGUCACUGCAAAUUUUGUCCAGUUUAGUGAAGAUUCCAUACCCAAAGAGAGCAAUAUGAAGUUACUUGGCCAACCAUUUUUUCAUACAUAUUGGACUGAGUGUAGUGAUGUGGAAUCUUACAAACAUAACGUUCGAGAAGAUAUAAAUUUAUGGAUGUCAAAAUUGAAAUCUAAAAAUAUCCACGACUGGUUAAUUGUAGUAGUGGAUUAUUCUGAUUCUAAAAGAAGUAAUAAGAAAUUACUGCCUAGGACUACUGUAUUAGAUAAAAUUAAAAAUGAUUUUCCUAGUAAGAAUUCUGAAAGAUGUGUUUCACUUCUGGAUCCUUGUAAAGCAGAUGGAAGAGCUACAGAAUCCUGGCAAACAUUAUUACGUCGAUUGAGACAAUUGUUGUUACAAGCAUAUAGUAGACAAUUAAGUAUUUAUGAGGAACACAUGAGAACUAGGAGAGAGAAGAGGAAAGAAUUGGGAUGGAAUUUUCGGGAUUUCUUUUUUCUUCAAGAAGAAUUGGCCUUUGUAUAUGAAAUGUUAGGAUUGUAUGAUGAAGCAUUGGUUCAAUAUGAUGAAUUAGAUGCUUUAUUCACUCAGUUUGUAAUCAACUCUAAUGUAGGAGGUAUGCCAGAUUGGCUUACAAGUUUCACGCAGAUUUGUAAUUCAUGGGCUGGUCUCUGUUUAUUACGUGAAGUAGCUUUAAGUCUUAGAGAGAUAAUAAAAAAGGAUCAAGGCUCUUUAUUAGAAUUCAGAAAUUAUCUCUUCUCCAGGCAGUGUAAUUUACUACUACUACUUUGUAGACCUUGGGAAGUUGCACAAAGAACGCUUCCAUUUUUAUAUAAUACUGUUGGUGAACUUCGAAUAUUGGAGGUUGAGAUGUCUCCAGGCUCUCUUGCAUCCUGGGUUAUAUUAAGUUGCCUAGAAGUAUUACAAACGUGUGAAAGAUUUAGUGAUUCUACACAGAUGGAAAGUUAUUCAUUAUAUACAGCUAGUCUUUGGGAAUAUACUAGACAAAAGGGUAUAGAUCCAGCAGGAGCCACAAACGGUGUAUUAAAAUACAUGAUCAAUCCAAAUGACGAAGCCAAAGACAUUCCUCCCGACGUUAAUGCAAUUAUUCCUGUCCAAGGUUUGCUUUCGAUCCAAUUGUUAUACAAACAGGUCAGCAUUGAAAAGAUUGCUAUUGCUAACAUUGCAAUCGGUAUUCGUGGAAAUAUUCGACUGACGACAGAAGACAACUCUUGUUCAAUUAAUGUUUUGGUAGAAGAUACUGAAAUCAAUAGUCCGCAGGCAAAAUUAAGAGAAUCACUUUCUUCAAAGGAUGGAUUUUUAAAACAUUAUUUGGAAAUAUCUGAAUUGACAAUGGGAACAUUCAAACAUAUUGGAAGAAUUCGAACUGCUAGAUUUAUUGGAAGGGAUUUGGCUCAACUUUAUAUUUAUCUGGUAAUAGCUGUGAAUUAUAUGCUGCCAUAUGAAAACAUUUUGAAUCCCUCUGAUGAAUUGGAGAAGAUUUUAGAGAGCUGGUUACAUUUUACUUCUUCUUUGUUAAUAAUUGGUUAUUUUAAUGCUAGAAUAGAAAAUGAAUGUGACACAAAUUGUAUCUUAGUUUAUAGUAAACUUCUAGAAAGUGAUAGACUUCUCAUGAACAUAGAAGAAUUGUUUGCUGUGACUAACAUCCAGAUCUUUUGCUCAGAUGAAAUUAUCAUCUGUGGUAGUGAACUAGAACUAAUUGUAAACAUAAAAAAUAAUUUUCCUCAAACAAUUAACUGUCAGAAUAUCAAAGUCUCUCUUAAGCAAGAAAAUAUUUCUGCAUCUGAAACAGUAAGCCAAACUCAUUUAGCUCCUGGGUCAAAAAGUCUAACUCCAAGUCCUACAUCACCUACAUGUGAGAUGCUUCGUGAUGAAAUACACGCAUUUUCUCCUCUACAAUUAACAAUUGAAUAUGACUAUAAACAAGAUGGGACUCUAGAUUCAUCAGGUAUUAUCUGUAAAAAUACUCAACAGUUUCUACAAAGAAGAGAUAGUCAUAACACCUUAAGAGAAAAGGAAUUGGAGAAGAAAUAUGAUGAUGAUCUAAAUUUUGUCAUAACAAAUGUUGAUUUGAUUAAUGGUGAAAAUAAAAUUAAACUCAAAACAAAGAUAGAAAAAGCUGGUGUGUUUGUUUUGCAGCAACUAAAUAUUGAAUGGGGAAAUAUUCAUUUUAUUUUAUCACGGAUAAUGCCGUAUAUGACAUUUAAAGUUAUUUAUGAACCUGCCAACAUAAAAUUGCAUUCCAAACAAGGUGGUCUUUUAGCUGGAGUUGAACAAACAUUAAUUCUCAGCAUAUCGAGUGGCAGCAACUUUAUUUCUGAGGGAACUCUUUUACAUUUAAAAGCAUCUCUUGGAGUUUUAUUGAAGGUAGAUGACAAUAAAGAUGAUAAGAACUUUGUUGAAGAAACUGAUGUUCCUUUGCCUGCAAUUCUUCCUUUCCAGACAAUUUGUGUUUCACUUCAAAUUUUAGCUCAUUUAGGCCCUCAAAAGGAUGCUAAUACAGUAGAACAUAAAAUUACUAUUUAUUGGCAGAAAGCUCUUCAACCGUUUUCAGUACCUUUACAUUUUUUACCUCCAUUUCUAAGUGUUCACAAACUUCACACUUGUGGAGUUAGAAAAUAUCUACAAGUUGCAGUACAUGGAUUAAGUGACAAUCCAAUUGAAUUAUGUGAUCCAAUUCUUAAAGCGACAGAUGUAACAGAUGUUGAAUUGAAGUUGCUUAAUCCAAAUCAGACUCUAGUAGUUAAUGCAGAACAAGCAGCAUAUUAUUUAUGGGAAAUAAUUCAAGAUGAAGCAGAAACAUUUCCAGUAAAUUUUCUGUUUAAUAUCCAUUAUAAAAGAAAAGAUUAUUCAACAGAUCCUUUAAGGAAAUAUCAAUGUGAUUUUCAUUUAAAUUGUUAUAUGACUUUGUACACUGUCAGAGCGUCAAUAGAGCCACCAAAAGGAUCAGAAUUUUGUAGAGCUGGUACAAUGUGCCAAAUGCAUAUCACUAUUAUUCAAAUGCAACCUUCUACUCACAGUUUUCUUAUGUAUGAAGUUGUCACUGAUCAAACAUGGGCAGUUUGUGGAAAAACUGCAGGUGUCAUCAAUGUAGAUAGUUCUGGUAGACAUAACGUAACCCUUGAUGCAAUGCCUUUGACUAGUGGAUUUUUACCAUUGCCAACUGUAAGACUUUCAAAAUAUAUUCCAUCUGAACAAAAAUCUGCAAAUAAAGAUACAGGUCAGCAAAUUAAAAGUAGCGGACAAAAUACUGCUAAACUGGAACCAUUUGAUCCUGGCCAAGUAUAUAGUUGGAGUAGAGCCACCCAGUUACACGUGCUUCCAGCUUCAUCCGGAUCAACAAAUUUAGAAAUGUGUGCAUCUUGAAUUCGUUAAUUUACAUUUCUAUUGAAGAUAAAGGGACCAGAUACAUAAAUGCUGUGUUAUGUAAUAUCUCACACACACACAAAAAAAAAUGGUGUCAUAUCAUAAUUUGAAAAUUUUCAGAUGUAUAGGAUAAGAACGUUUUCAACAAAUGAAGGAAAUAUUAUUUGCAAUUGGUUUAAUAAAAUUAUUUUUUGUAUAGUUGUAUAAAAUUUUAUUAUUUAUUUAAGAUGAUUAUUUUUGAAAUCUUUGAAAUAUAAAUCCUUGAAGUAUUAGUCAAUAAUUCAUUCAUUUCUCUGAAGUUUAAUGUGUGAUUGUUCAAUUUUGUUGUAAAUACAAAUGAAAUUUUGUUUCCAUUGGGUUUCUAAGUAUUUUGUUACCAAAUUCAGUAUUUACAUUUAUUGUGAAAAUAAUAUUUAGUUAAAAAUUCGUUCACAGAUUGAGUUCUUAAUGUUUAGAAAGUAAUGUUUAAAACAUUUUGUUCAUUGGAGAGAGUUUUGAAUAUUUAUUUUUUGAAGGCGAUGUGAAACUUUUUUGAUAAUUGUAUAAUCUGAUUAAAAUUAUCCAUAAAUUCUAAAUGGAAACGGUUUUGGGUAUGUGUGUACGUAUACAAUGCAAUUGUAUGUAUAUUUAUACUGUAUAUACAUACAAACAUGCAUGUACUGUACACUAUAUAAUAUAAAUUUUUGAUGAAAGAACAAUUUGUAAAAUAUAAAGAAUGUUAUGUAAAUUGUACUUUAACAAAUUAAUACUUUAAUAAAAAUCGUGUACAAAUAUAGCAUGAUGUAUUCAUUUCACUUUCCCAGCUGUUUAUACAGUAUAUAACAAAGUAAAAAAUGACCUAACCCAAUAUUUUAAAUUUUGAACUCGGGACCUUGAAACGUCAAGAAAUAUAAAAAAAGAUACGGGUGUUUGUUUGUGUGGGAAGCACGAUUUUGUU